AUGGCAUAUAGGAAAUUUCAACAAACAAAGAUUGUGCCUUCCUUUAUACAUCUUUCCCUUGCGAUAUUAACGAUUUAUUGUUUGCAUUUUUUUCUCGAAUUUUAUCAUCUUUAUGGCUUUCAUAAUACGACAUCUUCAGAUGAAGUCUUACUACGUCAAAGUGAGAAGAUCAUAAAGGAAGCAACUUUGUCAACAAGUUCGAAUGUUCAGUCAACUUGGACUUGUACGGGUAAUAUAAAUUAUGAAUCUGAAUGGCCUCAACGAACGUGUGCAUUCAAAAAUAUCUGUUAUAAUAAAGAAAAAAAAGUAUUUCAGUUCUAUCGUAAACCAGGCAGUAUUAAAACGCCAAUUUUAUUUGAACCUAAACUAGGUCAUAUAUAUGAUUUUAAUAUAAAUAAUCAUGGCUUUGUUAGUCUUAUUGCGCGUGCAUCUCCACGUCAUUCAUGGGGACCAACAAUUGUUGAAGAAUGGUUACCGUCUGCUGAUAAAGUACCUUAUUUAGAGCAUGUUCAUGUUUUAUUUAUGCAUUGGUAUGUUCCCUUUAAUCCUGGUCAUGUUAUUUGGGAAGAUAUAGCAUCUACUUACUUCGCUAUGGUUAGACUAAAUGAAUAUGAUAGAAAUGCUGUUCUUAUUGAAUAUCGUCGGUUUCCAAAGAAAGGAAACCAAUUUUAUCGAAUGUAUCAAAACUUAGUUCCUGCUUUUGCUGCAAAAGUUGAUAGUCUCGAUCAUUACAUAAAUAAUUUUUCUUCGCAUCUUGUAUGUUUUCGAACUAUUGUAGCUGGUGGUGCUAAGCCAAUGUUUUCUAUUAUCAAUGAAUCAUAUACAAAUGAAAAAGAAAGACUUCUCUAUGACUAUCGUACUGCUAUUCUACGAUACCAUGGUGUCAAUGUAUCCCAUUUACCAUCACGUCAUCGUAUUGUACUUGUUAACAAAACUCAAGCAUUGCGUCGUAGCUUACGUGCAAUUAAAAAUCUUGUCGAAGUUAAACACUUUAUACAUUCGACAUAUCCAAAGAUACAACUUGAUGUUAUUGAUUGGAGUAAAUAUACAUUCACUCAACAAAUGCAUGAAUUAUACAAGACAACUAUAUUAAUCACACCAUGUGGUGGUAUCUCAACAAUAAUACCAUUUUUACCUGGUGGAACACAUGCAAUCAUAAUGGAUUUCUAUGUCAACAAACAAGCAUAUCGGAAAGACGAGAAAUAUAGAGUAGGAGAAUCAGCUUCGAUGGAUGGGGCUUUUUGA
Molecule: messenger RNA, 1245 nt
Organism: Rotaria sp. Silwood1
Lineage: Eukaryota; Metazoa; Rotifera; Eurotatoria; Philodinida; Philodinidae
Source: the annotation of a GenBank genome assembly